Messenger RNA from Xenopus tropicalis (tropical clawed frog), 2352 nucleotides. RefSeq names its product neuritin 1 like (gene nrn1l). Gene Ontology annotation, biological process: nervous system development. The coding region runs from base 246 to 752 and encodes 168 amino acids. Lineage: Eukaryota; Metazoa; Chordata; Amphibia; Anura; Pipidae. Gene Ontology annotation, cellular component: plasma membrane. The record is from RefSeq and is a predicted model, not a curated record. The transcript is spliced from 3 exons.
AGCAGAUUUACUCUACUGACGUUUAGAAGCUGCUAUCGGUCUAACCUUUAUAUUUCAGUGCUGUUAAAACGGAAUUUUCUACAGUUUUUAUACUUUCUGAAAAUAUAUAGUAAGGGACUAAACUGACCAAACUGAACAGAAGAAACUCACUAUUUAAUUUUUAAGACAACUUACCAGUUGUAAUUCACUAAGGGCCAAAGUCUUAGCAAUCAGAACAAUCGUCUGUUAUUAUAACCUUUAAAAAAAUGACAAUUUCCUUCUGGGGAGAACAUUGGAUCAUGCCAGUCUUACUUAUACAGCUAGUUCUUGCUCAGAGCCCUGUGAAUGCUGCCAGCUCAAAGUGUAACACUAUAUAUAAAGGUUUUGCUGAGUGUCUAGUCAGCUUUGGGGACAGUCUGAUUGAAAAUGUUCAGCAAAAUCAAGAAGAAAAAAUUCUGGAAAACAUUCAGGAACUGCACUCUUUAUGCAAAUCAUGGAAUGAAUUCCAAAAGUGCACAAGCAAUGUCUUGGUCAAUUGCCCAGAGGAGGCUGCUACAGUCUGGGAAUCUCUGCUACGUGAAUCCAGGAAAAUCCAAUACCAAGGAAAUUUGCAUGGCAUGUGCAGUGCACAGACACUACUUACUGCCAGGAUGGGAGGUUCUGAUGAAACUAAUAAGGAGACACUGAGAGCCUUAGGAUGUGGUCUACGAGGCAACCUGCUGCACAUUUUAUUUUUAUUUAUUUUGCUAUUGCAGGUAUUUCAGUGGAUCUAAUUAAUAUUAGAUUAAAUAUUGCAUACAAGUUUUUUCAAACUCCCAAACUUGUUUUAGAGUGAAAAUAAAUACACUGCAAAACAAAAAAGAGGGAAUAUGUAUUGAAUGGCAUGAAGAGAACUGAAAUUACUCAGCUUCAUAAUAUUUUGUACAUGAUUUUAUUAUUUAUUUAUGGGUUUUAGAUAUUUCUGAAUUUUCAUUUUUAUCUAUCCAAACAACAAAAUGAAUAUUCAUAUAAGAUAUGUCUUAAAAAGCAGAGUCAUCAUCAGUAAUGAUGGGGCACCAUACUACAUUAUCCCCCAGAACCAAUUUUAGGGAACUGGUCACCUGGGCCCCUUGGGUAGUGAGCCCUGGCAAGUAAAAUGGGGCCCCAAUGGACAAAUCCUUUUCUGUCUGGCUGCUCCCAAAUUAUGGCAAAACUUCCCCCACAAUUCACCCAAACUCCAGCUACUCCCUGCAAGUCCCACCCUUUUUGCUUUCCACAAACCACAAUUUUCUUGGGCUCACUCACCUGCAACAGUCUUCCAUUGCACUACCCUCUGUACCUUUCUGAUGGUGGCCCUUUUAAUCUUCACAUCCAUAAUUAAAUCCAUAGUUAAAGGCUUCCCAGCAUCUUUUGACUUCCUUUAACUGUUGGAUGACGCUGAGAGCUAUAAAUUUGCUCUGCACUAGAAGAGUUGAAUUUAUGGUUUUUGUAGGUUCAGUUUUCUGAGGUUUUCACCUUGGCUUAUGGCAGGAGUGCCCCUGCCAAGCAGAGCUUAGAAGGAAAGGUGUUAGGGGACAUUUAAGGGCUUUUGGUAAAAUGUAGAUUUAGAAAUAACCAGCUUGCAGUUUAAACAUGAAAAGAGAUUUUCCCUUUUUAUCAACAGUAGUAUAUAUACUACAAUUUCCUUAGGUUCCUUAAUACUCAAAACUAUUUGCUUUGUGUUUUGGGGAAGCUAAGGGUAAAAUUAGAGCAGAAUUUUAUUGUGGUGUGUGCUUUUUUGCACUUUUUAUACACUGCAUUGGGAUUUGCAAAUGAGGUCUAAUGUGUUUUUUUUUCCUAUAAGGAUUAAAAAUGGAGACUAAGGAAAAUGUAUUUGUGUCAUUUUAAAAACUGUAGUUUGAACAAUUACUGCUUUGUCUUCAUUAAAUAUUCUGCAAGUCUCUGUGUGUAAAUCUAUGUAUUUAAACUCAAGCUGAAUAUAUAUAUGUUAAGCGCUAAAGUGUGUCCCAAGCAGUUUCAUGCUUUUUAACAGUUAAAAUGAUUCAGCUUUGGUUUGUGUGCAUGGAUAUGUCUGUACCAAGACUUUCCACAAAUAAGUGGUUUGGUGGCACAGUCCAAGUGUCCCAAGGACUGCAUAUUUCCAGGAAAACAGUGUAAAGGAAUUGUUUUAUGCUCAAAAACUCUGGAAGACAGUAAGCCUAUUGUUACCAUUGAUAGGGACUUAAAACAUGGACUACAAAGUAAUUCUGUAAUAAUUUUUUAAUCAAAAUUUGUAAGUUGUAUUUCAUGGUUUUAUGAGUACUGAUUUCAUAUGAACUGUUUUAUUUAUUUAAUUAAUCUUUUCAAUGUAUGUUUUGAGAUUUUGAUUCAAUAAAGCUCUUUGAUACCAUUGUA